CUGGCAUUUUAGAUUUUAUAUACGCUAAAAUGAGGAUAAACACUCACGAUUGCGGAAAGAAGAUCAGCGCUUAGCCGUCUAUACCUUACUUCAUGGUGUUAUAUUGUCUGCAUUGGGAGAAAAAUAUUGUGCCAUUCUCUUAGUCAUUUGUACUGGAUGAUGGCUGCAUCUAGAUUCACUACUUGGAGACGAGGCUGGAAGGAGUCGAGAGAAGCGAAGCAGGCAAACAUUCGAUCUGAAUGUAUUCAACCCGACAACAUCCCAAGAUCUACAACUCCGACAUCCACAGCAACCACAGCAACAGCAAUCAAUUUCCCACAACCAUACUCACACAACUACCAAUCACAAGCACCAACCCCAUCCUCCAACACAAUGUCCCAAUCAGGCCGAGAGUCUCGUCUGGGCUUCCGGGAGUCAGACAUUGAGUACGCCCGCAAGGAGGUCGAGCGACGCAAGAGAGAAGAGCAAUUCAUCCGAAAGGAUGUCCCACUGGGCCCUGUCCCCCGCCUCCACAAGAAGGGGUCGUUGGAGUGGGCCCAAGGGGUCAACGCUGAGCGGCGGGCGGCUAGCAGGAUGGCUAGCUUGAACAAUCUGGGGGAGGAGAGGAAGAUGGGAGAGCCUGUGGGUGGUGGAUCGAAGCUGAGACAUUGUGAGACGGUGGGAGAUCUUCGUGCUGCCGCUGCCGCUGGAGAGGAGAAGGAGAAGGAGGAGAGUCGUACCGGUCGGUGGGACAUUGGCGGCAAGCUGAAGAAGUUGUUCGGAAAGAAGAAGAAUUGAUUCGACGAGGAGG
Mollisia scopiformis is the source of this 790-nucleotide messenger RNA. RefSeq lists its product as uncharacterized. The record is from RefSeq and is a predicted model, not a curated record. The coding region runs from base 157 to 777 and encodes 206 amino acids. Lineage: Eukaryota; Fungi; Ascomycota; Leotiomycetes; Helotiales; Mollisiaceae. The transcript has a single exon.